Messenger RNA from Rotaria sp. Silwood1, 1671 nucleotides. Lineage: Eukaryota; Metazoa; Rotifera; Eurotatoria; Philodinida; Philodinidae. The record is from the annotation of a GenBank genome assembly.
AUGACAACUCCAUCAGAUGUAUUGGCAACAAUUCAAGCCAAUUUACAACAAGCUAUGGAACGAAAAAAACCACGAGAACAAACAGUUAAAUUUGAACUUGAUGGUCAAGUAAGAGCAUGUUGUUUAGCAAAACCAUUUAAUUAUUCUGAUCUAAUUAAAUCUAUUGAAAAUCUAUUUGGUAAUCAUACAUUAAUAUCAAUUGAUAAAAUUCUAUGUUUAUUUUCACGUGAUGAUGCUCUUCGUUUACCAAUAACAAAUGAUGAUGAUUUAAAUAAAGUUAUAGCUAUAGCUGAAACAAAUCAAGCAACGAAACUUAAUUUUUUAUUAAUACGAAAAAAUGGAUUUAGUCCUAGUCAAUUGAAAACAAAAGAAAAUCCAUAUGAUUCAGGUUCAAUAUCAGAUGAUGGACAACCAACUGAAGUUAAUGAUACUAGUCUAGAUUCACCACCACCAGGUACUAUAGCAACACAAAAACGACGUACAACAAAAAAUACAACUAGUAAAUCAUCAAUACCAAAAGAUGGUGGAUUAUUUAUACCAGAAUCAGGUGAUGAUGUAUAUUCAAGUGGAAGUUCAUCAGUAGUAAGUCGAGAAUCAAGUAGUAGUGAAAAUAGUACACGGCGACGUUUACCAGGUAGUUAUUUAGUAAAACGUACAGCAACAGGUUCGACUGCAAGUGGUGGUAGUGCGAUUAGUUCAAGUAGUAAUUCAUCUAAUACAAGUUCAAGUUCUAGUGAAUCUCUUUAUACACAAUGUUCAUGUUCUGGUCAUCAUUAUAAAUCUCCUCAAACACCUUCAAAUUGGAAAUUAGGUCGACAAUUAGGACAAGGUGCUUUUGGUAAAGUUUUUCUUUGCUAUGAUGUUGAUACUGGUAGUGAAUUAGCAAUUAAACAAAUUCCUAUACGUGGACUUAGUUCAGAAACAUCUCGAGAAGUGAAAAUACUUGAAUGUGAAAUAAAUAUAUAUAAACAAUUAAAUCAUGAACGUAUUGUUCGAUAUCAUGGUGCUGUAAGAACAGAAGAUUAUUUACAAAUAUUUAUGGAAUAUAUGACCGGUGGAUCAGUACGUGAACAAAUAUUAAAUUAUGGUGCAUUAACAGAACAAUUAACAAAAAAAUAUACGAAACAAAUACUUGAAGGUCUUAUUUAUUUACAUAAAAAUCGAUUUAUUCAUCGUGAUAUAAAAUGUGCAAAUAUUUUGAGAGAUAUCUCAGGUAAUAUCAAAUUAGCUGAUUUUGGUACAUCAAGAAGAUUGAUUGCUAUUACAAAUCAAAAUCAACCAGAUUCGGGAACUAUUGGUACAGCUCAUUGGACAGCACCUGAAAUAAUACAAGGAAGUAUAUUUGGACGUAAAGCAGAUAUAUGGAGUCUUGGUUGUACAGUUGUUGAAAUGUUAACAACGGGUCCACCAUGGCAAAAUCUUCAACCAAUAGCUGCAAUAUUUCAUAUAGCUACUUGUGAUAAACCACAAUAUCAAUUACCAGACAAUGUAUCUAAUUCUGCUAGAGAAUUUAUUGAUACAUGUUUAACAAAAGAUUAUCAUCAGCGUCCAACGGCUGAAGAUUUAAUAAAUCAUGCAUUUCUAAGCGAUGUUUAUAAUCAUAAUCAUCAUCAUCAUCAUGAACAAAAUUGCAAUCAAACAUCAACAAAUCUCACACAAAUAUCAUUUUAA